Amphimedon queenslandica is the source of this 2439-nucleotide messenger RNA. Its product is annotated as adhesion G protein-coupled receptor L3-like. The record is from RefSeq and is a predicted model, not a curated record. Bases 36 to 2378 code for a protein of 780 amino acids. Gene Ontology annotation, molecular function: G protein-coupled receptor activity. The transcript has 18 exons. Gene Ontology annotation, cellular component: plasma membrane. Lineage: Eukaryota; Metazoa; Porifera; Demospongiae; Haplosclerida; Niphatidae. Gene Ontology annotation, biological process: G protein-coupled receptor signaling pathway; cell surface receptor signaling pathway.
UGAAUAAUUGCAUUUUUGCAAAUUGCCCUUGCAAAAUGGCUCAAGUACAAGCUGGAGUUAGAUCUAUGAUAAUGCUACUCCUAGUGCUGGUUACUGUCUUUUCAGUGUCUGGUCAGCCAAGUUCACCAGCCAAAAAGCCUUCAACGUCGGUGGUAACUAAUUCUACAGCAGUUGAGCCUACAGCAGUCCAAACAUCUCCAGCUCCAACUUCAUCAUCAUCAUAUUUUGUUGAAACCUCAACAUUCUUUCUAUCAUCCACUCCUACUGGCACUCCUGCUCCAGAAUGUCCUAGUCAAAUGGAUCCAAUUUGGAGAUUGCCUUGGCCUAGGACAGCUCGAAACACUACUGCAGUCAUUCCUUGUCCACCACACUUACAUGGUCAUGCUCGAAGACGUUGCACUAUUUUUGGUUUCUGGAAACUACCAAAUGUGAGUAAUUGUUAUGGCGGCAGCAUUGGGAAUGUUGGGUUACAGGCUGGUAGCUUUUUUGGCAAUAACAACCAGACUGAUGUUGAUGGUGCUUUAUACUUGGUUAACCAAUUGAACAACUUGACACGGCCAAGGAUGCCAAUUCCUCCUGAUGAACUAAACACACUCAAUUAUGUUGUUGGGCAAACAGUAGCUUUACUGAGGCGGCAAGGAGGCCCAGGAGCAAGCCAAGCAAUGGAUUUGUUUGAUGCAUUUAAUAAUGUACUUGAUCGUAAUAAUUCAGCUGGAUGGCGGGAAUUACAGCAGUCUCAGUCAAGCAGUGAAGAAUUGCUAAGCAAUGCUGAGGAGUAUGCUUUAUACAUAGCAUCAACUAUUAAUGGAACUGAUGAUACGACUGUAUUUUCAGCAGAAAAUUUAGUUUUACGUGCAAGGAAAUUUUCCAGAAGUCGUUUCAAAAAGUUCUCUAAUAGCAGAUUUCCUAACAAAUCUGAUUUAGUAAAUUCUUCAGUAUCUGAUAUAACCAACAGCAUAACGAUACCAGCUGAUUAUUUAGAAGCAAGAGCUAACGAUUCCGAUGAUGGUGAUGUUAGUGUAGCUUAUAUGCUCUUUCCGUCAAUACAAGAUUUUUUACCGAGUGAUGAAAACUAUAGCAUUCCAAGUGUAGUACUGUCAGCUCAAGUCAUUACUUCUGAUGAAGAUCUAACUGGAGAUAUAGAGACAGAAUCUGUGCUAUUGGAGUCACCCAUCGAGAUCACCUUUUCAUUGGAUUUGGAUAUUGAUUACAAUGAAGACAAUGAAUCUUUAGUUUUUAAUUGUGUCUAUUGGAACUUCUCAUCAGAUUUCAAUACUACAGCAAGCAGUAGAUGGGAGUCAGAAGGUAUAGACACUUCGUUUGCAAAUGAAUCAUUUGUCAGGUGCUUGAGUUCUCAUUUGACUAAUUUUGCUGUGUUAGUGAGUGUUGUUGAUAAAGAAAGUACCACAACUAUUGUUACUAAUGGGACUGAUGCUACUGAAACUCCAACUGAACUAGAAGAUCAUCUUUUAUCAGUAUUUUCAUACAUUGGGUGCUCUGUUUCAAUCAUGUGUCUUCUAGCAACCAUUGUUUGUUUACUGACACUAAAGAAAGGUUUAUUUGAAAAGCCAGUCAAUUUUAUACACCUGAACCUCUCAAUAGCAUUACUAUUAGCACUAAUCCUGUUUGUUGGUGGAGUUGAAACAGCAGUGAAUAUACCAGAACUAUGUAAAACGAUAGCUGUUCUUGCACAUUACUUCUUUCUCUCUGCAUUCUCAUGGAUGCUUUGUGAAGCAAUUAUGCUCUACUUACUUCUUGUGGUUGUUUUCAGUCGACUUAUCAAGAUGUGGUACAUAUUUCUUAUACUGGGAUGGGGAUUACCAAUAAUACCAGUUGCUGUUACGCUUGGAGUGAGAUUUGAUGAAUACACAUCAGAACAUCUUUGUUGGCUUAAUACAAAGCAUGGUAUCAUAUGGAGUUUUGUGGGACCAAUUCUAGCAGUAAUCUGUAUUAAUACUGUUAUCCUGGUAAUUGUUCUUGUUCAAAUAGCAAGAUCAAUGCAUGCUAAGAAACGUAGAAAAACAAUAACUAAAAGAUUUAAUAAUGAACCAGAGAAGAAAAAUCACUCUGAAGCAUUUAAAAUUGCAAAAGGAAUGAUAGUUCUUUUACCUUUGCUUGGUUCAACGUGGAUCAUUGGAAUAUUCUUUGUCAGUGAAAAUACUACAGUAUUUGCAUGGCUUUUUGUGAUAUUUAAUUCUCUUCAAGGAGCAUUCAUCUUUUUCUUUCAUGUUGCAAGUGGGCCAUUGGUAUGGGGUAGGAUUCAGAAAAGACUCAAACAGAAAAAGAGAGAAAGAGAGUCCUCCAUGUAUACAACUAAGACACAUUUACCUACCAAAGUCUCUACUAUGAGUAUGACAACAGAAAACACUGUAUUGUAAAUUUCAUUUUAUUUCAUGCUGUUGUAUUGUAUUUUUAUUCCCUUCACAAUUUUAACAAAUA